UCUAACUAGUCUUCAUUUUGUCUCUGCAAACCGGUUUCUGCUGCAUCAAUUGUGCUAAAUUUAAUCAUAAAGUUGAGCUGUUUAUUCAAAUAUUUACAUAUUUAAUGCUAUAUAUACAUAGAAAGAGAGAGCUAGGUUGAAGAUCGGUGGAGUUUGGAGAAAUGGCGGGUUUUGAGUUUGCGAUAGCAAUGGCGAUUGUGAUUGCUGCUGCUGCAUUGAAUUCAAAUGUGAUUGAAGGAAAAAGCAUGUUGAAGAGCAUGCAUUUGAGCUGGGGCACUCAACGCUCUGGAUUUCUUCAGCCCGCCGGUAGAGAUGAUGUUACGCUCCUCCUCGAUCCUGUCUCCGGUUCUGGAAUCCAAUCGAAGGAUCAAUUUUUGUUUGGAACGGUUGAGAUGCAGAUCAAGCUUGUUCCUGGAGACUCCGCUGGCACUGUUACUUCAUUCUAUCUAUCUUCUCUAGGGGCGAAGCACAACGAAGUCGACUUUGAGUUUCUAGGAAAUGUAACGGGACAACCCAUCAUUAUACACACCAACAUCUAUACGCAAGGAGCCGCUGGCAGAGAAGUGCAGUUUUACCCGUGGUUCGACCCCUCUGAAGACUACCACAACUACACCAUCCAUUGGUCUCCCUCUCGCAUCGUGUGGUUCGUGGAUAAUAUUCCGAUUAGAGUAUACAGAAACUAUCUACACGAAGGAAUCCCGUACCCGGACCUGGACCAGCCGAUGAGGGCGUACUCAAGCAUUUGGAAUGCGGAUAGCUGGGCGACGAGAGGCGGCCUGGACAGGAUCAACUGGAGCAAAGCACCCUUCGUCGCCAAGUUGCGCAAAUUUCGUGCUCGGGCUUGCAAGUUUGAAGGAAGCACGAGCGUUGGGAAAUGUACAGCAGCUGCUGCGGCGAGUACAACCUUGGAGCUCGGCCUUGAUGGUCAGAGCCAAAUGGAGCUGAUCAGAUAUAAAUCUUUGAUCUAUGAUUAUUGCGAAGAUGAUGAUCGAUACAAGGGAUUAUUUCCUGGUGAGUGUUUCAAACCACAAUAUUAAGGGAUGUACGUAAUUUAGAAUUAUUCAAUUAACGUGUAUUUCUCUUUUAUUUAUUUACAUAUAUUCUUUCUAGGAUAAAAAAGAUCGUUAUUGGAGCUA
This is a messenger RNA of Salvia hispanica, 1136 nucleotides long. Its product is annotated as putative xyloglucan endotransglucosylase/hydrolase protein 26. The record is from RefSeq and is a predicted model, not a curated record. NCBI's taxonomy places the organism in Eukaryota, Viridiplantae, Streptophyta, Magnoliopsida, Lamiales, Lamiaceae. Gene Ontology annotation, biological process: xyloglucan metabolic process; cell wall biogenesis. Gene Ontology annotation, cellular component: cell wall; apoplast. Gene Ontology annotation, molecular function: hydrolase activity, hydrolyzing O-glycosyl compounds; xyloglucan:xyloglucosyl transferase activity.